This is a messenger RNA of Chaetomium strumarium, 1572 nucleotides long. RefSeq names its product Hydroxyethylthiazole kinase family-domain-containing protein. The transcript has 5 exons. Gene Ontology annotation, biological process: thiamine biosynthetic process. The record is from RefSeq and is a predicted model, not a curated record. NCBI's taxonomy places the organism in Eukaryota, Fungi, Ascomycota, Sordariomycetes, Sordariales, Chaetomiaceae. The coding region runs from base 1 to 1572 and encodes 523 amino acids. Gene Ontology annotation, molecular function: magnesium ion binding; hydroxyethylthiazole kinase activity; ATP binding. Gene Ontology annotation, cellular component: cytoplasm.
AUGGGGAAACCAAAAGUAGACUACUCGCUGUAUCUUGUCACUGACUCGACCCCGGCCAUUCUCGGCAACAGGCAGCUCGCCCAUGUCGUCGAGGAGGCAUUAAGGGGCGGGGUCACGGUCGUGCAGCUCCGCGAGAAGACGGCCGACACAGCAGACAUGAUAUCGACCGCAAGGGAGCUUCAUGGAAUUACCCAAAAGUACAAUGUGCCGCUGCUCAUCAAUGACCGCGUCGACGUGGCCCUGGCCGUGGGCUGCGAGGGCGUCCACAUCGGUCAGGACGACAUGGAGUUGUCGGCUGCGAGGAAGCUACUGGGUCCAGACGCCAUCAUAGGUGUCACAGUUAGCACCGUUGAACAGGCUCUCCGGGCGUGCAAGGGAGGCGCCGACUAUCUCGGCAUCGGAACCGUUUAUGCCACACCAACCAAGACGAACACCAAGGAUAUUAUUGGCACGGCUGGUGUGCGCGAGAUACUCGGGAAAAUUGCCGAGACCGGGUUCGACAUACCAACCGUGUGCAUAGGCGGCAUCAACGGGUCCAAUCUGCAGCGCAUCAUCUUCCAGAGUGGAGCGGCGAAGAAAGGCCUAGACGGUGUGGCGCUGGUCAGCGCUAUCAUGGCAGCCCCGGAUCCCGAAGGCGCCGCCAGAGAGCUCCUUGGGCUGGUCAAGAGUCCGCCAGCCUUUGGCGUCGAUAUGGGCCAGCCAGUUGUCGUGCAAGAACAGGUUGCUCAGGCGCCGUCCAUCAUCCGGGCAGUUCACGACGCCACGCCGCUUUCUCAUAACAUGACCAACAUCGUCGUACAAAACUUCGCGGCAAACGUGGCCCUGGCCAUUGGCGCGUCCCCCAUCAUGGCUGGAUAUGGAGAAGAGGCCCCUGAUCUGUGCAAGCUUGGGGGAGCCCUGGUCAUCAACAUGGGCUCGGUAGACCCUGCUGGGUUGGCGAAUUACUUGAAAGCACUCAGGGCUUACAACCAGGCCGGGCGGCCAGUCGUGUUCGAUCCCGUUGGUGCCGGUGCUACCUCCAUCAGACGCGACGCCGUGAAGACGAUCAUGGCCAAUGGCUAUCUCGACGUCAUCAAAGGCAACGAAGGCGAGAUCAGAACCGUAUUUGGUGAUAGCCAGGCGCAGCAGCGGGGCGUUGACAGCUCAAGCACGCUAGACGAGUCAGAAAAGGCUAGGUUGGUGCUGGCACUCGCAGCGCGGGAGAAGAAUGUGGUUGUUAUGACGGGCAAAACCGACUUUGUCAGUGACGGGCAGUUUGUUUUCGCCAUCGACAACGGCCAUGAGUAUCUCGGCUUGGUGACGGGAACAGGCUGCACAUUGGGCACGGCCAUCUCGGCUGCUAUCGCAUCGCGCAAGGCGGACAGGCUCACGGCGGUAAUUGCCGCUACCCUUCACUUCGAGAUUGCUGCAGAGCUCGCGGCAGAGCGGCCCGAGGUUAGGGGGCCGGGCACCUUCCUCCCGGCCUUUUUGGACGAGCUGUAUCGCAUUCGUCAGGCAACGGCAAGCAAUGAGCUGUCUUGGCUGCGGAGGGCUAAAGUUAGGACCGUCGACUUCCCCGAGGACUACCCCUGA